Molecule: messenger RNA, 1440 nt
Organism: Eubalaena glacialis (North Atlantic right whale)
Lineage: Eukaryota; Metazoa; Chordata; Mammalia; Artiodactyla; Balaenidae
Product: collagen alpha-1(III) chain-like
Exons: 9
Coding region: 1-1440 (479 amino acids)
Source: RefSeq, a predicted model, not a curated record
AUGGUUGGUGCGGGGGUUCGCUGGGGCGGGUCCAUUUAUCACCCUGAAUUCUCGGGGCGGCGGGGGGAGCGCGCCGGCGGCGCAGGGAGCCGGACCCGCCGCCCGCGCUCCCCACCCCCGCUCACCUCGCGUACUUCGUCUUCUGGAAAUCCAGGAGCCGCGGAGCGAACAUCGCGGCGGUUCCAUCAGCCUCCAGCCCGGGGCUCCGACCGCGGCAACUUGAAGAGGCCGCGGGGCCGAAGCAGCAGGUCGGCGGCCGCGGGGCGGGGGCGGCCGGGGGCGCGCGGAGCCGAGCUGGAGCCGAGCCCGGAGCCGCAGACGCCAAAUCCCGAGCAGCUGGUGGCGGGCGGGGCGGGGGGGCUCCGGGCCAAUCGCCUGAGUUCCCGCAGCCCCGGCGCCCUCCCCGCGCGGGGCGGACCCCUCCCAGCCUCGCUGCGGGAAGGGAACCCUGGGGGAGGGUUUUUCCAGCGAGAAGACGGCCUGUUAGACGGAGCCCCGCUGUCCCCCGCGGCGGGGGCUGGGACGCAAGGGGGGGCGGACCCUGCCCGCGCGCCCGCCCUGCGGCCCCUCGCGUGGCCAGCCCCAGCGUGUACCUGUGGCUCACGCUCCCCCUCCGCCCCCGCCUUGCGUCCCUGCGAGGUACCCAGGAUGUGCCCACCACCACCCCAGCCCCCAACCCCUGCCCCGCAUCUUUACAAAAUUCAGCUUUCUCCAUUGGGGGACCUUGGCCUGGGUGAUGGGCUAUGCGAAACCACCUACUGGAAGAGCCGCACCAGGACACACCUGUCCCCAGGCACAAGCCAGACCUCCUCCAAAGCCCUCAACCCCAACUUCCAAAAAAAGGGCCCUGCUGGCUUUUCAAAGGCUCCUGGGCCUCCCCCGGCUCCUGGGCCUCCCUGGGCUCCUGGUCCACUGGCCUCCUCCCGGCCCACACCUGCCAUCGACCUUCAAGCAGGUCUUGGCUGGCCAUCUCUCCCUGGGACCCCACAGCAAGCCCUGACCGGAUCCUCCUCCUCCUCCCUCUUGCUGGUGUUGAUCUCCAACAGUAGGGGUGAAAUGGGCACCUACUAUGCGCCUAGCAGGCCUCCCACCUCCUCCAAACACAUCUGCUCCACUCCUGACUUAGCUGGGAAUCCAAACCCCAAACUUCCCAAGCAGCAGAGACCAGGACAGGAGGAGGAGCGUGGGCCAGCCCAUCGCGCCCCCGCGCGUCCCCACGCGUGCGCGUGUUCGACCGGAACCCGGGGCCAGGCCGGAGGUGAAGGGGCGGACCUCCGCAGUACGCCUGCGCCGUGGGAGGCCGUGCGCCGAGGAGGCGGGGCCGCGCAGGCGCGCCUGGCAGCCCGGCUCUGGAGCAUAAACAAGAGCGGGGUCGGGAUGAGGCGGCGGUUGAUAUCCGAGCGGCGAGUGGCGGCGAGCGGGGCCCGGCGCCGACCCUGA